GAUUGACAGCUGAGCUUGGGAUUGCUUCUGUGGUUGUGUUUUCGUUCAAGAGCUUUUAGUGAUAAGUACUUACAGCUCGUAUUAUUUCCAGCAGUUCGGUCUCUCAUAUUCGUAAAUCAUAUGUACCUCUUUUAAUUUGUCAGUGAAUAUUCCUCACGUCCUUGUGAAAUGGGACUGCACACCCAUUUCAAGUGCGACUAGUCGUAUCUCUCUCAGCCCGACGUGAAGAAAAUCAUGAUUCAAGAUGAUGAUGGGUGAUCAGUUUAGAAAAGUUGAACAGUAUUCUCCAAAAUCAUCUCCUAGAGGAGCUAGGUCUCCUGUUGUUUCUCGUCAAGAUUCUACUGGAACUCUCAAAACCACGAUUUCACUGGGGAAAAAUCCUUCAAUCGUCCACAGUGGACCCUUUUACUUAAUGAAAGAGCCGCCAGAGGGAAGCGAGCUAACUGGAGCCAAAAAUUUGAUGGCCUAUUAUGGCCUUGAACACUCAUACUGUAAAUUUAGUGGCAAGAAGUUGAAAGAGCAGCUCUCCUCCUUCGUGCCAAAUUUACCAGGCGUAAUCGAUACUCCAGGAAUAGCAGACAACAGCUCAUUACGAUCUGUAAUCGACAAGCCUCCCAUAUGUGGAAAGGAAAUUCUGCCACUUACAAGUAUCCAGCUUGCCGGUUUUAGAUUACACCCUGGCCCGUUACCAGAACAGUAUCGGUAUGUUAAUCAAGCUCCACAGAAGAAACAUAAGAAAGCACACAAAAAGCACAAGUACAAAGGCAACGAUUCAACUUCCCUAGAAGCAAUGGCUAGUGAUGGUGGGGGUGAUACUCACGAAAAGAAACACAAAAAGCAGAAGAGGCAUGAUGAGGACAAGGAGAGGAAGAAGCGGAAAAAAGAGAAAAAGAAGAAGAAACAGAAACAUUCUCCGGAGCAUAACUCCGGGUCCGGUAACAUAACCCCGAAUCUACAAUUCAGUGCCUAGUUACAGACCUUUUAAUUCUUUCUCCUAGCAAAUUGCACCAAAGUGAAUCAAUGGGCUGUUACAAUAAUUUUGUAUCAUGGAAAAGUUUUAGAUUUGUUAAAUGCGCAUGCUUUGUUUUUUGAUGUAGGGACUGCAAACAUUUUCAUUGGUAUGAAGAGGUAUUUUUUCCAAAUUUUCUCCCCGGAAUUCCUGCCCUGGAAUAUUUUAAACAGUGGCAUUCUUUGAUUAUUCAGAGAGGAAUAUUUUGGUCAGCGACGCUGAGUUUACGAUUGUUCUACCUGUGAAUGAAUUAUAUCAGCAGUCUUCAUGAUUUGCCCCUUUUUUGCAGUUUCAUUUAUAUUGUAUAUACCAAAUGGAUAUCCUUUUAAUCUGCACCCUGUAAUAAAAUGCCAGCAUCACUGAUUUCCAGUUUUCUGAUUUUCAUGAACGAAACAUUUCCCACUUAUUUUGCCUCCCUCUACUACUAAAGAAGAAGCAAUGUGGAAUGAUGUUUUAGAUUUGAUCUCUGGUAUGACCAAUGAUCCUAACAUUUAAUUUUUGCCUCUCCAAAGUACAGAAAUUCAUGUAGCAUAAAAAAUGAGUGGAAUUAGUCAAUAUCGAAUCUUGCAGUCUCUACGUCAACAACUUUGUUUUAACAACCAUUGAUCAAGCUCUAGUUUUUUUCUUUUUCUGUUAUUUUCUUCGUUGUUGAGAUAGGCAGAAAUAGAAUGUGGCAGCAGGCAAGACCUGCCUCUCCCUCUUUCCUAGAUUUUGUUUGUCUCAUUAUACAAAAUUAAAAUUAAAGUAAUAUAGUUAAGGAGUGGUGAACAUUUGUCUGUUCAGAGAGAAAACCCCUAUUUCUGCCUAAAGUAAUUGAAGAAAAGUUACCCAGAAAAAUGUCCAUGUAUCAUCUUGUCUAAAUUAUUGGAUGCCAUUAUACUGAAAAAAUCAAUCGGCUUAGAGUUUUCCUAGCAGGUAGAAUUCUUUUAAAUGGAGGGAUUAAACCAAAAUCAGCCCACUUGCUUUUGACAUCGCUGAAUUUCCUUUCAAGUUUUAUUAUUCUAACUAACCGGAAACAAAAUAUGACGCCUUUUAACUUCUGUGAGUCUUUCUUCCAUCAGGAAGAAUGCUCUCUCAAAAUUUCAAGUCAAAAUGCUGCUUGGUUUUCUGUUCGAAAAGUGAAAUAUUGAUGUCCAAAUGCGUUAUCACAUAUCUCCGUUGCGGUGUUCCAAAAUUUCCACUCCCAUUUUCUUCAAAGAGAAAGGAUCUCUAAUUUAUAGCUUGAAAUUUUCACAGUAUAUUCUGCUGACAGAUAAAUUAUCGGGAAAGUUUUCAAGAAAUUAGGUUGAUACGUUUUUCAAAGAAAAAACAAAAUACAACAGAAAGUCUGCAAAGUGGCAAACGGAGAUAUGUGGUCCUGCAUUUUGGCCAUCAAUGUGAGAGGAUAUUAAGUGAUGUCUGAUGUAGUCAGACUGAUUCUGGCUAAAUCCAUCAGAUUCUUCCUGAAACAUUAGUUAAUCAAGGAAAGUUAACUUACUUUUCUGGAGGAGACCUUUUUGACUAACAAGUAAGAAUGUCUCUAUUUUGGAGAGACAAUCAGUUCUUAAUGAUUAUAGUUUAAUUCUUCUGUAUUUUUUCAAGAGUUCAAAAUUCAAUGCUCUUUUGUGCAUAAAGCAUUUUCAAUAAUUUGAUAGUGCUAGUUUUCAGCAGAACAUAAAAAAGCUGUGAUUUAAUUAGUUUAUAAGUGUAAUCCUCUUAUUUUACCAAAAGUUUUACUAAUUAACUGUUAGUUGUAAGGUCCUGUCCCUCACUAAUGUAAUAGGAUCUAAAGACUCCCAGAAAGUCAUUAGAGAAUUUUUGUAAGAAGAUGAUUCGUUACCUGAUCCAGUUGUAGUUAUAUUGGCAAGAGGUAUAUCGAUAGUGAAACUCCCUGACCGCAUACAUCGUUUGCAGUGUUUUAAAAUCUCCCCUCCUAUUAUAUUUUUUCAAAGGUGAACGAAUUAUUAUCAUUCCUGGAAGUAUUCGCGGAAUUGCAUCUGCGCAGAGAAGGAAAA
Messenger RNA from Bemisia tabaci, 3003 nucleotides. It is a transcript of the gene MED19, whose product is annotated as mediator complex subunit 19. Gene Ontology annotation, biological process: positive regulation of transcription by RNA polymerase II. The record is from RefSeq and is a predicted model, not a curated record. Gene Ontology annotation, cellular component: mediator complex. Gene Ontology annotation, molecular function: transcription coregulator activity; transcription factor binding. Lineage: Eukaryota; Metazoa; Arthropoda; Insecta; Hemiptera; Aleyrodidae.